AAACAACAAUACGUUGCACCAAGCCCUGAUGAUUCCAAGCCAACUCCAACACCUGAAAAUAGUGGACUUACUGGUGGACAGAAGGCUGGUAUUGUUAUUGGCGUUCUUCUUGCUGUUAUCCUUAUUAUUCUCAUCAUCUACUUCGUUUUCUGCAGGAAACCAUCUAAAGAUAAAUCAUCAUCUGAUAUCCAAGAUGAUUCCGGCUCCGGUGUUAAUGUGUAA
Molecule: messenger RNA, 222 nt
Organism: Trichomonas vaginalis G3
Lineage: Eukaryota; Parabasalia; Trichomonadida; Trichomonadidae
Product: glycoprotein 38 family
Exons: 1
Source: RefSeq, a predicted model, not a curated record